Messenger RNA from Scleropages formosus (Asian bonytongue), 12642 nucleotides. Its product is annotated as DNA-dependent protein kinase catalytic subunit-like. The record is from RefSeq and is a predicted model, not a curated record. Gene Ontology annotation, molecular function: DNA-dependent protein kinase activity; protein binding. Gene Ontology annotation, cellular component: nucleus. Gene Ontology annotation, biological process: double-strand break repair via nonhomologous end joining; intrinsic apoptotic signaling pathway in response to DNA damage; telomere maintenance. NCBI's taxonomy places the organism in Eukaryota, Metazoa, Chordata, Actinopteri, Osteoglossiformes, Osteoglossidae.
GGUGGGCGGAGCGCCGUCGCGGCCACAGUCUCGGUUUCGGUCUCGGUCUCUCCGCUCUCGUUGCUUCGUGCUCGGACGCGGGGCCAUGGCUGCGGAGAGCGCGAGCGUCGUUGCGGGGGUCCAGGGUUUCUUGCUGAAGCUGCACUCGUUCCUCCACGAUGGAGACGCGAGACUCGCCGCGCUGCGCUGUCACGACACUAUCGGGGACCUGGGCCAGGAGCUCAUGGUGCACAGCAACGCGCCUCAUCUCGUGAACUUCCAGGCGUCUGUAUUGCUGUCAAAGGAGGACGGCUUGCUGGGCUUUUUGAGAAAAUCCCUCAAUAACGAAGGACUUCGGGACACCAGAGUGGAGGUCCUCGUCCUGCUGGAAACGCUUGUCACGAGGCUCUCCUCGUCGUCCUCCUCUUCCAGCUCGUUGGACAACUACGCCGUUGACAUCAAGGACACAUGUCUUGUCGUCUAUACAAAGGACAAAGCAGCCAAAAGUCGAGUACAAGCAGUGGAGCUUCUUAUUAAGGUCCUGUAUACGGUAAAGGACUCAUGCGUAAUUCAAGACUUCAGAGUUUCGGAUUUAUUUAACAAGUUUUAUGGAGAGCUUGCUCAAAGAAGCAGGUUGCCUGACACAGUGCUGGGUGUCAUCUAUGAGCUGCUGGGGGUCCUUGCAGAGGUGUACCCUGGUGGAAUGGUCAAUAAUUCUGAUAAGCUCUUCAAAGCCUACAUGGGAGAGCUGAAAUCUCAGAUGACAUCUUCUACAAAGGAACCCAAGCUGCCGCUCGUUGCAGGAUGUCUUAAAGGACUUACUGCACUCAUGGUUAAUUUUACCAAGUCCAUGGAAGAAGAUCCACAAACCUCAAAGGAAAUAUUUAUUUAUGCUCUGAAGGCAAUUAGUCCUCAGAUUGAAAUGAAGCGAUAUGCUGUCCCCUUUGCUGGACUGAGGUUGUUUGCAAGGCACUCGGCACAGUUCAGCAGCUGCUUCAUGGAGCACUACAAGACAGUGUUUGAUAUAAUGUCCAAAUGGUGUGGACACAUAAACCCAGAGAUGAAGAAGACUAGCUACUAUGCCUUGGAGUCCUUCCUUAAACAGGUGGCCGCCCUCGUCACAGAGAAUGUAGAAUUGCACAAGAGCAAGCUGAGAUUCUUUAUGCAGAAGUUCUGCACCAUCAUUAAGACGAUGGACUCAUCCCAGAAGGAGCUCUCCAUCGCCAUCCGAGGUUACGGGCUAUUCGCUGCUCCAUGUAAAGUCGUGUGCCCCCAAGAUGUGGACUUCAUGUAUACUGAGCUGAUCCAGCGCUGCAAGCAGAUGUACCUCACCGAGUCAGACACGCAGGAUGACAACGUAUACCAGCUGCCCAGCUUCCUGGACUCCAUUGCCAGUGUGCUCUUCCACCUGGACCGGAUCCCCGAGGUGUACACUCCGGUCCUGGAGCACCUCCUAGUGCUGCAGAUCGACUGCUUCCCCCAGUACAGCCAGAGGAUGAUGCCCACCUGCUGUCGAUCUGUCGUCAAAGUACUGACAGCCCUGGCUGGGAAGGGUCCCAUCCUCUGGAAUUUCAUCAGUACUGUUCUGCAUCAAGGUGUCAUUCGGGUAUGUUCCAAACCUCUUGUGCUGAAUGAGGAAGACAUGAAAGGUCCCAAUGGUGGAGAAGCUGCGGAGGACGCCAAGGUUCGCACGGGGAAGUGGAAGGUGCCCUCCUAUCGUGACUACCUGCCACUGUUCAAGGCACUGCUGGACUGCGAACACAUGAAGGACUCCGGAAUUCUGCAUGUGAAUUUCGAAGCUGAGCACAUUGCACUGAAGUCCCUUAAUCGGCUGCUGUAUGAUGAACUCAUUAAAUCAAUUCUGAAGAUUGUGAAGAAGCUCGACUUGUCCGUUCAGAAGAUCAAUGACAAAGAGGAGCAGCUCAAGAGUGUGGAGAGCAUUGAUGUUCCCUCCUCUGACCCCACAGCACACCUCCUACCCAGCAAACCCAACGACUUUAUUGCCUUUGUCAACCUAGUGGAAUUCAGCAGUGAGCUGCUUUUGCAGAGCAACGCUGCCUACUUUGAGCCAUGGGUUUACUCUCUGGGCCAGGAGCUCAUACUCCGCUCCUCGCGAUGCCCGCUUGUUAGCGGCUUCUACAAGCUGCUCUCCGUUACCAUGAAGAUCGCCAAGAAGUUCAAAUACUUUCAGUGUGAAGGCUCAAAAACCGUUCCAUCCAGCCCUCACAAAGUGGAGAAAUCUUCCUGCUUUACACUGUUUGCCAAAUUUGGAAAGGAGGUAUCUGUUCGAAUGAAGCAAUUCAAAGAUGAACUCCUGGCAUCAUGCUUGACCUUUGUUCUCUGCCUGGACCAUAACAUUGUUGCUCUGGAUGUGAAAGCGUACAUCCCAGCCCUUCAGGCGGCCUUUAAACUGGGCCUGAGUCAUCCGCCCCUGGCUGGCGCUGCCCUGGAUGCCCUAGAGGAGUGGUCAUCCUUCAUCCCCCAGCAUGUCCUGCAGCCAUACUACAGGGAGGUGCUGCCUUGUUUGGAUGCGUAUCUCCAAACGGCUGGUUCCAAUGAGGAGGGUCAGAAUGCCUGGGAAGUGAGGUGUCUUUCUUCUAGACUCCAGAAGGGAAAGGGAUAUGGCAAAGUGCUGAUGAGACUGCUGAGGAAAUCCAAGCAUCUGUCCCUGGGAGAGGACUCUCCAAGUAUUGCAGUGAAAUAUCGUGUGGUGAGACUUCUGGGACGACUUGGUGGACAGCUGAACAGAAGUAUGGUCACAGCCAUGUCCAGUGAAGAAGUCAUGAAAAAGUUUGUGGCCUGGGACUCUGAAAAGAGGCUCAACUUUGCUGUUCCCUUUUCUGACAUGAAGCCUGUUGUCUACCUGGAUACAUUUUUACCACGAAUCACGGAGUUGGCCAUAUCCUCGGCCGACAGGCAGACCAAGGUGGUGGCAUGUGAGCUCCUCCACAGCAUAGUCGUUUACAUGUUGGGGAAGAGCUCCCAGAUUCCUGAUGGCAACAAGAGCAGUCCGCCCAUGUACCACCUCCACAAGCGAAUCUUUCCUGUGCUGCUGCGUCUGGCAUGUGACGUGGACCAGGUGACAAGGCAGCUGUUUGAGCCAUUGAUCAUGCAGCUCAUUCACUGGUUCACCAGCAACAAGAAAUUUGAGAGUCAGGACACAGUUGCUGUUGUAGAGGCCAUUCUGGACGGGCUGGUGGACCCCAUCGACAGCACUCUUCGUGACUUCUCUGGGAGGUGCAUCCAUGAGUUCUUCAAGUGGUCCCUUAAACAAAGCACGUCCAAGCAACAGGAGAAAAGUAAUGUUAACAUCAAGUCCAUCUUCAAACGUAUCUACAGCCUGGCCCUGCAUCCCAGUGUCUUCAAGAGGUUGGGUGCGGCCUUGGCCUUCAACAGCUUCUACAGGCAGUUUCGGGAAGAGAAGUCACUCGUGGAGCAGUAUGUGUUUGAAGUGCUGGUCAUAUUUGUAGAAAGCUUGUCUCUGGCUCAUUUGGAUGAAAAGGCUUUAGGAACUUUGCAGCAAUGUGGUGAUGCCAUUGACCACUUGAAGAAGAUCAUCAAACACAUGGCGGCAACCCUCAGUCAGCCCCUCAGAAGACGCAUUCCAAGGGGUUUCUCUCCAGAGCAACACCUGUCCCUGUUGGACGUUGUCAUGUGGCUACUGAUCCAAUGUGGACGCCCUCAGACUGAAUGCAGACACAAAUGCAUGGAGUUGUUUUAUGAAUUUGUGCCCUUAUUACCAGGUAACCGAAACCCAGCUCUUUGGCUUGCGGAUCUGCUCUUGGAGAAGGGUGUCGGCUUCCUGAUCAGCUGCUUCGAGGGCGGCGGCCAUGCCAAGGGCUCCUCGGGACUCCUCUCUUGCAGCACCCUCCAUGUGCGAGGGCCCUUCAGCCUGCGGGCCACCCUGCAGUGGAUGGACAUGCUGCUCGCUGCUCUGGACUGCUAUAGUACCUUCAUCGGGCUGCACUUUCUUAAGCCUCAUAUGAUUCUGGACUCCAAAGAAAGGUCAGUCUUCCUGAAAGCUCUUCAGUUCUUCAUAACAGAACUGGCCUCGUUGGACAUUGCUGCCGUGGAGCGCAAUUUGCUUCGUGGGCAGAUCAUUUCCACAUUCAGUCCCAAAGAAAGGGAAGAUUACAACUAUCUCAAGGGCACCAUCGUGGUGCGUCUCAUCGAGUUUGUCACCAUUGUGCUGGAGAAGUGCCAUCAGGACUUGUGGAAGCUCCUUGAAAAGGACAUCUUCAGUGACUCUUUCAUUGACCUUGUGACCAUGGUGGUUUGUGAGCCGGUGACCAUUGGGUUCAACGUGGCCGACGUGGAGGUGAUGACCAACCUGCCAGACGUUUGUGUCCGGCUCAUGAAGGCCCUGGUGAUGUCGCCAUACAAACACCGCUUUGAAUGCAGCAUCAGGAAGAAGAUUUCUCCCCAAAGUGUCGAGCGGCUAUGUGCUGUUGACCUCUUUGACCCAGAGGUGAGCGGAAGUCAUACUGAACUGGACCAGCUGCUCUCUGCCUGUAAGCAGUUGUGUAAAGCAGGACUCCUUGUUUCUACUUUCAACAGCCAGGCUGACUUGGACACAUCCCUGGGACGCAAGCUUCUCUUGGCUGUCUAUAAGGGUGUUGCCCCUAGAGAAGGCAGUGUGUGCCUGCCCUCCAUGGACAUGCGCAGUCUCAAGCUGGCAGAUGGACUCCUCCAGCUGGCCUUGUCUACAGGAGGACAGACUGAGCUAAUGAUGGAGCUAUUGCUAAAGAACAUGAAGAUGCCCGAGCUGCAACUGGGCACCUCGAACCAGAGCUGUACUACCUUCUCACAUGGGGAGUUGUUCUACACUCUCUUUGAGACAACCAUCAGCUCCGAACUGCUCAAAAAUGCAGAUUCCACAGUGCCCGUCCUCAUGGCGUGCGCCAUCAGUAAUACCAGCAUGGUGAGCUCCUUGCUCAACGCGAUGCUGGAUCACUGUUUCCGUGAGCGAAUUCUGCGCAAGAGCCAGGGCAGCAAGUUGGUGGAGAAGCUUCUGGGGCAUUGGAGCUCCCUGAAUCCGUGGUGGGCCCAAGACACGGCUUGCACGGAGAGCAAGAUGGCGACGCUGACCCUGCUGUCCAAAGUGCUUCAGAUUGAUGCUUCGGUCUGUUUCCACACUGGACACAAAGCAUUUGAGGAGGUAUUCAGCACUUACACGUCCAUUCUUAUGGACACUGUGCUGCCACUCAGUGUCAAGAGUCACGCUCUGACAAUGCUGCCGUUCUUCACCACCCUUGCGGAGGCACCGCUAGCAAAGCUACAGGGUGCCUUGGAGCUGCUGGUUGCGUCCCAUUUCCCCAUGCAGUCGCAUGAGUUCACCAAGGGCUCCCUGGACUGCAACAACUACCUUGAUUGUGUUAAGAAGUUUUUGGACGCCCUGGAGCUUUCCCAGAGUCCGAUGCUGCUAGUCCUGAUGGCUGAAGUUCUUUGCCGUGACCAGAAGCACAUCAUGGAGGAACAGUUUCAGAUGUGUUUCAAAAGGAUUGCCAGCAGACCACAUUGCGAUAGGCAGGUGCAGCUGCUCACUUCCGUGUUCCAGGGGCUUCAGGUGGGGGAGCAGCGUUUCUCUGCCGUAAACCAGGCCACUCUGGAGCGCGUUCUACUGCCGCUCCUGCUGCACUGCAGCCCCGACGCCCUGCGGUGCUUCUUUGCAGCCACCGUCACUGACAUCGUGGCCGCCUUGCAAAGUCGCUUCACCAAGUCCAACGAGACACUGUUCGAGAGCCAGGUGAUGAAGAAGGACGGCUGUUACAAGGUGAUGGAGGUCCUCUACUCGCGCCUCCCCAAAGAUGAGGUUUAUUCCAAGGCGUCGAAAAUCAACGAGGCCUUCAGUGGAGGUCGUUCCGAGGGCAACGAGUUAUCAAAGACCAUGCUCAAGUGCUGCUUUGAGGCCUUCACAGAAAACAUGGUGGGUGAGACGCAGCUCCUGGAGAAAAGGAGGAGGCUCCACUGUGCUGCAUACAACUGCGCCAUCGCUGUUGUCGCUUGCUGCUUCAACGAGACCAAGUUCUACCAGGGCUUCCUGUUCACGGAGAAGCCCGACAAGAAUCAGUUAAUUUUUGAGAACAUUGUUGACACUCAGCGAACAUACAGAUUUCCAGUGGAAGUUGAGGUUCCUCUAGAAAAGAAGAAGAAAUAUGUAACCAUCCGGAAGGAAAUGACAGGCGAACAUGGAGAAGGACCUCAGUACCUGUCCUCACAGUCCUGCAUGGACAGCAGUCUCAGUGAGGAAAUGAGCCAAUUCGACUUCUCGACUGGCGUCCAGAGUUUCUCCAGCAGCUUCCGAGCUGCAGUGAACCACACAUCAGCCAACAGGAGCCUGGAGCAGGCAAAGAUGGUCUCCCAUGAUGAAACGGUGGAACUGGAGAUGGAUGAGCUGAACCAACAUGAAUGUAUGACAAGCAUGACAAUGCUGCUGAAGCACAUGCAGAGGAAUAACAUCACACCCAAAGUGGAGCAGGGCUCUUUUCCUAGUGAUCUGCCUCCUUGGAUGAAGUUUCUGCACAGCAAGCUUUCAAAUCCAUCGACACAGCUCAACAUCCGGCUCUUCAUUGCAAAGCUCAUCAUUAAUGCAGAAGAGGUGUUUCGGCCAUAUGCCAAAUUCUGGCUGGGCCCCCUCUUACAGCUCAUUGUGUGUGGAAACAAUGGCGGAGAGGGGAUCCACUACAUGGUCGUGGACGUCGUCGUUACAGUUCUCUCGUGGACAGGCCUGGCCGCACCCAAGGGGAACACCAAGGAUGAAGUUUUGGCCAAUCGACUUCUUGAGUUCCUCAUGAAGAACUGUUUUCAUCAAAGACGAGCAGUUUUCAGACACAAUCUGGAGAUCAUCAAGACCGUGGUGGAGUGCUGGAAAGACUGUUUGGUGGUUCCCUACAGUCUGAUGUAUGAGCAAUUUGCGGGAACAGACCUCAACAGCAAAGACAACUCAGUGGGGCUGCAGUUGCUUGGCAUCAUCUUGGCUAAUAACCUCCCUCCUUAUGAUGCCAUGUGUGAGAUAGAGCAGGAGAGGUACAUAAGGUCCUUAGUCAACAACCUUUCUUUCAUAAGAUUCAAGGAGAUCUACUCUACAGCUGCAGAGAUCAUUGGCUGCAUGAUGCAGUAUGCAGCUGAAAAGAAUAAAGAGUUCAUUGGGCCCUUGGUUGAUCUUACUGCUAGUAAGCUAAUGGAUCUCAAGAAGAAUGACAAGGAUGACCGAUUUAUAUCUUGCUUGAGUAAAAUCUGCAGACACUACCCUCUUUUCAUGGAUCGGUUUGUGCACCACGUGUUCUUCCUGUUGCCAAAGAUGCAUGGAGUGUUAAAGAUCCACUGUCUGGAGUGUGUAUUUAGCCGGGCCACCGAGAUCCCACACGUUUACCUGGAGCUAAAAAGAAAGGACUUCCUCCAAAUGAUGGGACACAGGGAUGAGGCAAGACAAAGAGUCUGUUUGGACAUUGUCCACAAGAUCCUGUCAGUCCUGAAACCAGAAGAGCUGCGUGAGAUGUUGGGUUCAAUAACUUCCUUCAUCACACAUCCAUCCCCUGUGUGCAGAGAGAGAAUGUAUGACAUUCUCAUGUGGAUCUAUGACAACUACAGUGACAAAGAGAGCCAGUUGGACUGCACCUCCCUAGAAGUGUUCAACGCAUCGAAGGAAACUCUUGUACAGGGCCUUGUGGAUGAAAGCCCAGGUCUCCAGCUGUAUGUGAGGAACUUUUGGAGCCGCGAAAGCUGUCUGCCAACGGCAACUGCGGACCGUUUGCUCAUGGUGUUACGCUCCCUGUACUCCAGUAAAAUCGAAGAGCACUUCCUCAGCUUGGCUACCGGCCUGCUUCUGGAGAUGACCAGUCGCAGUCCUGAUUACACUCGUCCAAUGUUCGAGUAUCCGCUUUCUGAAUGCAAGUUCCAGGACUAUGUCAUUGACUCCAACUGGCGCCACCGCAGCGCAGUCCUCACACCCAUGUUUGUGGAGACGCAGACCAGUCAAGGAAGUGCAAGCUUCCAGUCUCAGAGUGGACCUGCGUCCUCUGGUGGGCCUGCGGCCGGUCCUCUGAGAACGACACAAAGCUCGCUGGAGUUCACUCCGACGCAGACUGCAGUUUCAGGCAAGCGCUCGUCCUACAACUGGCUCACGGGCAGAAGCGUCGACACCCUGAGCGAGUACCCAGUGCAGUCCUUCUCCUCGGAGUCGUCGUCCUCUCUCGUGGCCUUCGGAAGGACUAACGGGCAGCAGUUGACGAGAAAGUCUGUGGGUGCCGAAUUCGGCACGAAGCAGCUUGUCGCUGGUGACAUUGGCAGGGAGAGCAAGGCGAGAGUCGCAAGUGAGCAGCAGGCAGACAUCUUGAGGCUGAGGAGGAGGUUCCUGAAAGACCAGGAGAAAGUUAGCCUUCAUUUUGCUAAGAAAGGGAUCCAGGAGCAAAGACAAGAGAAGGAACAAAUAGCGGAUUGGAGGCUCCAGAAAGAAGCCAAGGUGACCCUGUAUCGCAGCUACCGCCUGGGAGAGUUACCCGAUAUCCAGAUUGAACACAGAAGCAUCAUUGCCCCCCUGCAGGCCCUUGCUCAGAGAGACCCAACCUUUGCCAAGCAGCUCUUCAGUUCCCUGUUUGCUGGGAUAAUGUUGGAAAUUGAGAGCUCUAAAUCGGCUGCAGAGAGAAAGAGUACCAAUGAAGAGCUGCUGCAGGACAUGAAUAACUUACUGAGCAAGAGUGUUGUUUACUUCCCCCCCUUUGUGGCCUGUGUUCAGGACAUGAGCUACCACCACAGGGAGCUGCUGCCCAUCUCCCCCGAAAUCGUGAGCUCCAGCUGUCUGGCCAGUUUGCAGCAGCCCAUCGGCAUCCUGUUGCUGGAGGAGAAUCUGGUGCAGCAGAGGGGACUUCUGGAGGCGCCGGCCGCCAAACGUUCCCGCAGGGAGCAGCCGCCUGAUACGACGCGCUGGAUCCACCUGGCCAAACUGUACAGGUCCCUGGGGGACUAUGAUGCUGUACGGGGCAUCUUCAGUGGAAAGAUUGGGACUAAACCCAUCACCCGUUUGGCUCUUCAAGCGGAAGCGAAGAGUGACUUUGGCGAAGCUGUGAAGCUCUACAACGAGGCCUUAAACACAGAGGAGUGGAUGGAUGGCGAGCCCAGUGACACAGAGAAGGACUUCUGGGACCUCGCUGCAUUGGAAGCUUAUAGCCACCUGACCGAGUGGAGGUCGCUGUGCUACUGUGCCACGGUCAACAUCGACAGCAACUCACCUGUGAACCUGGACAACGUGUGGACCGACUCCUUUUACCAGGAGGUGUACCUGCCCUACCUGAUGCGCUCCAUGUUGAAGCUGCUGCAGCAAGGUGAGCGUGACCAGGCCCUCUUGAGCUUUGUUGACAGUGCGAUGAAAACUGAAGAGCGGAAGAACGUGAUGGAAACACACUACAGUCAGGAGCUCAGCCUGCUGUACAUCCUACAGGAGGACUACGACAGAGCCAAGUACUACAUCAAUAAUGCCCUGCAGGUCUUCAUCCAGAGCUACUCAACUAUUGAUGUGCUGCUCAACCAAAGCCGCCUGGCGAAGUUGCAGUCGGUUCAGCCUCUGACAGAGGUUCACGACUUCCUUCAUUUCAUCUCAGGAAGUGUGUCGCCACAUUCUCUGAAGAGUCUCCUAACAGUCUGGACCAGUCGAUAUCCUGACGCCAAAAUGGACCCAAUGAACGUGUGGGACGACAUCAUUACAACUCGGUGUUUCUUUCUGGACAAGAUUGCAGAGAGACUGACAAGCUCAACCCCCGUAGACAUGGAAGUGGCUGAGAAUGAUGGUAUAAUGCAAGAAGUCAACUCUCAGAAGCCAGAGAACUUGAAUGUGAUGAUUAAGGACUGCAAGUUCAGUAUGAAGUUGAGGAUGGCUGACAGUGCCAGAAAGCAGAAUAACUUUGCGCUGGCCACCAAGCUGCUGAAGGAGCUGCACAAAGAGGCGAAGACGGAGAGCAGCUGGCUGCAGCGCUGGAUCUACAGCUUCAGCCAUUUCAACCACAAGCGCAGCCAACACCUAAGUCCCGUGGAGCAGAUGACUGCGAUGCUCAAGGUGGCGCCACUUCUCGAAGAGAUUGAGGUGGACAAUGCAACGUGCCAGGUUUACCUGGAGCAGAGGAUUUUAUUGGGCACCACGUUCUGCAUCAUGGCCUCAGCAGUAAGCAAGGACGUAACCGUACUGGAAAAGCUUGGAAAUGAUAAAGUGGAGAGACUGCUGAAGAUGUCUGGAUCAUCAUCUGUUUGCACUCAACAGAUGGUGGUCGGUCUGCGGUGCCGUGCAUUGGAGCUCCUGCGCAGCGCAGUUAGAACGGUGGACGAGAAAAUGGAGUCCCUCUCCAGUUCUCACAUGGACACCCCUGAGGCCAUCAAAGCCUACAUGGCCCUCGCAAACUUCUGUGACCAACGACUCCGUGAGGAGGAGAAGAGCCCAGAUGUUUCUGAGUUUCCUGAACUUCCAACUUUCCCUGCUCUUGUGGUGGAGAUGCUCAUAAAAGCCCUGAAGCUGAACUCCAAAGAGGCUCGAAUGAAGUUCCCACGGCUUUUACAGAUCUUCGAACUGUUACCCCCAGAGACCUUGAGUCUCAUGGCCAAAGAGGUAUCAUCUGUACCGUGCUGGCAGCUUAUUUCUUGGAUCAGCCAGAUGAUGGCACUCUUGGACAAACCAGAGGCAGUGGCUGUGCAGCAGGUUAUCGCAGACAUAGCGGAAGCGUACCCACAGGCCCUUGUGUACCCUUUCAUGAUCAGCUACGAAAGCUACAUGUUUGACAACUCUUCGACUGGGCAUAGGAACAAGCAGUUUGUCGCCAGGUUGAAGUCCCAGCUUGAUGAGAAUGGAGUUGUGAAGGACUUUGUAGAUGCUUUGCAGCAGCUGACAAACCCAGACAUGGUUUUCAGGGACUGGUGGGACAGUGUGAAGAAUGAACUGGAGAAACAAAGUCCAGACAGGACGAUGAUAAAACGGAUGUUUGAUGACAUGUUUUCUGCAUUGGGGGAUCACAGAGCCGUGGGCGUUGGCUCCUUCCGCAAGAAGUUCAUACAGAGAUUUGCGAAAGAAAUCGAGAAAUUGUUCGGUUCAGAUGGGUCCCGCCUCUUUGCGAAGAAGGGGGGCGAGGAUUUCUUUACGCUGGUUAAUGGCUUGGUGACCAAAAUGCGACAUUUCCAAAGCGACCUGAAGGAGCCGGGGAACCUAAAGGAGUAUUCCCUGUGGAUGAGCAACUUCCGCGUGGAGAUGCUGCGCAGUGAACUAGAGAUCCCAGGACAAUAUGAUGGCAACUCCAAACCCCUGCCGGAGUAUCAUGCGAAGAUCAGUGGUUUUGACGAACGGGUGAAGGUCAUGACCUCCAUUCGGAAGCCUAAGCGACUCAUCAUCCGGGGAGACGAUGAGCGCGAGUAUCCGUUCCUGGUAAAGGGUGGUGAAGACUUGCGGCAGGACCAGCGCAUCGAGCAGCUUUUUAGCAUCAUGAACACCAUCCUUUGGAGUGACGCCACCUGCUCUCAGAAGAACAUGACGCUGUGCGUCUAUAAAGUCGUCCCCAUGACAACACGCGUUGGUCUCAUUGAGUGGAUGGAAAAUACCUGCACCUUGAAGGAUUUCCUUCGCAGCAGGAUGUCUGAGGAAGAGCGCAACGAUGCAGAGAGACCCCUGAAGGCCUUUGAGACUUGGCUGGGAAAAGUGGCUGGGAAGACUGCAGGGGUCCCGCGCUAUGCAGAACUUUACAAGAAAGCCAAACGAGAUGAGACUGUAGCCAAUUUCAAGAAAAUAGAGAAUCUUGUACCAGAGGAUCUUCUAAGGAGAGCUUUCAUCAAGAUGAGCACAUCACCAGAGGCCUUCCUCUUCUUGAGGUCCCACUUCACGGCAUCACAUGCCCUCAUGUGCAUUAGUCAUUGGCUCUUAGGCAUCGGAGACCGCCAUUUGUCCAACUUCUUGAUCAACAUGGAGACGGGAGGAAUGAUUGGAAUUGACUUUGGUCAUGCCUUCGGAACUGCCACACAGUUUCUCCCAGUGCCAGAGAUGAUGCCAUUCCGCCUUACCAGGCAGUUCCUCAGCUUGAUGCAGCCCAUGCGAGAGUCUGGCCUCAUCCAAAGCACCAUGGUCCACUGUCUCAGGGCCUACCGGGCCAGUCCUGACCUGCUACUUAAUACAAUGGACAUCUUUGUGAAGGAGCCCUCUUUGGACUGGAAGAACUUUGGGCUGAAACAGCUGAAAAAAGGGGGCACAUGGACACAGAGCGUGAACACCAAAGACGUGAACUGGUACCCUGUGCAAAAGGUGAACUUUGCCCGCAGGAAGCUGGAGGGUGUAAACCCCGCUGUCAUAACAUGUGAAGAACUACAGCUGGGCUUUGAGAAGGAUCUGGCUUGCAAAGGUAUGUUGGCAGUGGCACGAGGAGAGGUGGAGCACAACGUUCGAGCCCGCGAAGCAGAUGAUGGGCUGUCUGUGGAAACCCAGGUUGACUGCCUGCUGGACCAGGCCACAGACCCAAACAUACUGGGAAGGGUUUGGAUAGGCUGGGAAGCCUGGAUAUGAUUUUAUGUUUACAACUUUUGUCUCCUGGUUACUUUCUCUAAUGUAAUUUACACCAAAAUUGUGUAAACAUUUCAGUGGCCAAUUUUCCUAGCAGUGGCCUGUGUUAUUGGAAAAUUGCUGGACAAAAUGCUUUUACUUAC